This is a messenger RNA of Aspergillus ibericus CBS 121593, 204 nucleotides long. Its product is annotated as H/ACA ribonucleoprotein complex subunit NOP10. Gene Ontology annotation, cellular component: box H/ACA snoRNP complex; box H/ACA telomerase RNP complex. The coding region runs from base 1 to 204 and encodes 67 amino acids. Gene Ontology annotation, molecular function: box H/ACA snoRNA binding; telomerase RNA binding. The transcript has 4 exons. The record is from RefSeq and is a predicted model, not a curated record. NCBI's taxonomy places the organism in Eukaryota, Fungi, Ascomycota, Eurotiomycetes, Eurotiales, Aspergillaceae. Gene Ontology annotation, biological process: ribosome biogenesis; positive regulation of telomerase RNA localization to Cajal body; snRNA pseudouridine synthesis.
AUGCAUCUUAUGUACUCUCUGGGCCCCGAUGGCAAGCGGGUUUACACCCUCAAGAAGGUCACUGAGGAUGGCCGCGUUACCAAGAGUGCUCACCCCGCCCGUUUCUCCCCCGACGACAAGUACUCCCGUCACCGUGUCACCCUCAAGAAGAGAUACGGUCUUCUUCUGACCCAGCAGCCUGACAAGACGGCUGCUGAGCUGUAA